UCUUUCAUGUUUCAGCAGAAGCUGUGAAAAAUGGGAGUCAAGGGAAAGGGUCAAGAAACUGGCAGAGGAGUAUCACUUCCGUUUGAUUCAGCACAAGCUUCGCCAGGCCAUCUUGAAAGGCAGCAUGGCACCAAGAGGUAGCUGCCAGGAUCUUGAAAGCUCAUCUGAGCUGUCGGGCAGGAAUGGAGGAGGUGGACAUGAUGGAUGCUCACACGCUCAAAAGAUUUUAUUACAGGAAGUCAAGGAAGGAAAUUGUGUGUAUGUUGAAAACUCUUGUGUUGACACACAUGAUAAUAGGGGUAAUCCAUCAAGAACACAUACUCUUGAUCAGUCUUAUGAAGUCGACAAUGGGCAACGUAUUUUACAAGUUCAAGAAUCGAGUCUGUCCUUUAGUGACAGAUAUUCUUUGGUGGACAGUGGUGAUGUCAUGAGGAAAUGUAGCUUUGGUAUUAUUCAUGAAGAAGUGGAACUAAGCCUGAAGAAACACCACCACCAGAUGACAUCUGAAGCUGCUGAGACUACAGAACAAGGUGAUUCUUACUUGAAAGAGAAUGAACUAAUGAUAGUCGAUUCUGCUGGUGAUGAUGAUGUGGACUCAGCAUACCCGUUGGAGACUGCUGAGACUCACUUAUACAAGGUGAUGCCUGAGGUCAACACGAAAGGGAAGAAUAGACAAAUGAUAGUUGAUUCAGCUGGGGGUGAUGCUGUAGACAUGGAACAUCAGCUGGAGACUGCUGAAACUCAUAUGUUACAGGUGGCGCCAGAGGUCAGCACCAAAGAGAAUAGACAAAUGGUAGUUGAUUCCGCUGGUGGUGAUGAAUUGGACACAACAUAUAUUUUGGAGACGGCUGAGUCUCGUAUUUACAAGGUGGCGCCAGAGGUCAGCACCAAAGAGAAUAGACAAAUGGUAGUUGAUUCUGCUAGGUGUGAUGAUCUGGACUCCACAUAUAUUUUGGAGACGGCUGGGACUCGCAUUUACCAGAGCACAAGUGUCAACUCAGACAAGGUGGAACACUGGGUAGGCGGUCAGCUGUCAAAAAUUAAAGAGAAAGUGAGACUGAGACCUACUAAACUGGACAACUCUGGCUUUCAUGUCUCCCCUCCAAGCUGCAACAUCUCCACUGAACACUCACUAGAUGAUAGUGCUUUCUUUAGGCAGAUGAUGACAAAUAUAAAACCACCUAUGUUCCCUAGGAAACCCAAACAGUUAUCUGAUCCUUCAGUGAAUAAUAUUCCAUGUACAGAUUUGACAGUGGGUAAUAUAGUGACAGAGAAGAACAAGGCCGUGUCUUCAAGAAAUUUCUCAGACAGUGGCACGCUUCAAAGUCAGUUUGCAUUCCCUUGUGCAGCUGAGUGGACAAAUAGACCAUCAGUGACUUCUGGGGCUGAUGUGGAUGGUGAGGCUCAAGACAAAUUAGUCAAGUCAGGUGAUGGUCCAUACUCUGGGGAUAUUCCCAACAAACAGCUGAUAAAAACAAAUCAGAAAAACAAAUAUGACCUUAACAAAGAAGUUUGUUUGUUUCAUAAAGGACAGACUGCUGUGAAUAAGAUAUUAGAGGAACAGAGUAUGAAAAGUAAUGAUGACUUUGUCCUUGUUUUAACUAGGGAAGACUAUGACACUGCAGUAAAAAUGGACAACUUCAGAGCUGCAGUAAAUAAAGACACCUUUGAGGUCAAAAUGCUUAAGGACAACUUUAAAGCUGCAAUAAGUAAGGAAACCAUGAAGGAUACUAUGAACCAUGAAGCUGUACAUGGAUCUUCAAACUCUCUUGACCACGUAGAUAACACAUGUGGAUUUGUAAACGUGGAACAACUUUGUGACAAGAGAAAGAAAGUGAAUGGUAGAGAUUUUGUUACAGAAGCAUGUCAGACAAGUAUCACUGAUAUAUACCCCAAGAGUGGACUUGCCGCUGGGUCAGACUCGGACAGUGACUUCUGGGUAAAAACGAAGCUUAGAACCAUUCAGAAAAAAAUCCAGCGCAGAAGGUCACGUCUAGCAUACAGUGUUAGCAGUGAUGAAAGCACAGAUGAUGAAGAAUUUAGCCUGAGUCAGAAGCUAUCCACAGAAAUUAGGCAUAUAGGGAACCAUGGAAAGACAUGCAGACAUGUUUCUGAUAGGUCCACAGAAUGUUUAGAAGAAAACCUGCAUUUGAUGAGCUCAAGAAGACUCAGCAAUCACUCACAGAAUAGUGGUGCUGCAGAUAAUAGGCCUGGUAAAACUGAACAAAACACAAAUGAACUGCAGCAUUUUGCAACAGAUGGAGACAAUUGGACUGAAAGGCAGAGGAAAAGCAUGACUGAAUCAUGCUUUGAGAAGAAACAGCUGAAAAAUAGAAACCCUAAUCUGUCACCUAAACAAGCUAACAGUAAUGCAAAGCAACACCAUGAUGACUUCAAUUAUCCUAAUUGUGAAAGGAACCCAAAAGUCACUUCAUCAAAGACACUUUGUCCAAACAUGCGAGUAUUGCAACAUCACAUUGCCAAGUCUCACAAGAAGAAAAGCUCCUCUAACAGGUCAGCAGCAGUGUCUGCUGAUUGCACAGAUAAUUUAAACAUUGAAAAUGGCAGUCUGAAGAGUGUUAAUCUGUCAGAGAUGUCAGCAAAUGAGCAGAGCACCUCAAAGAAAAGUCAUCAUUCCAUCUUACGAAGACCAAGAAACAAAUCCACAAAUGUGCCAGACCUCGGCAAGCCCAGCAUAAACAACUUCCUUCCAUCCCAGACAUCAGUGUCAAGAUCAAAGUUCUCACUAGGUCAUGACUCCAAGGUCUCCGACAGAGUCAUCAGUUUUCAGGACAUUUCUGAGAGUGAAACGGAAAUACCAGACUCCGAGAAAGGAAUGAAGCCUUUAAAACAAACUAGACAAUCCAGUGGAAGGUCACUUCAAAGAGAAGAAAGCCCUGAUAGUACUGAUGAAAUCGUAAAAAUCUGGUUAGAACGUGAGAACUUUGCCGAGCGAGUUAGUCUGGAUAGUUCCAGACCUGUUGAUCAGCAGAGCAUCACUUCAAAAGUCAUGGAGAUUCAGAGCAUACGGUCAGAAAAAUCAAAUCCCAGUGGACUUCAUCGAUUUCAUAUUCCUUGGGAGAGAUGUCGCGGUGGAUGUACAGCUAAACUGAAUGUCAGCGUUGGUGCUUCAGCUGUUCAUAGGAUCACCUCGACAACCACAGAUCCAACCAGUGGAUUCACAGAAACCCUACUGGAUGAGACCAUCCACACAUACAAUCUCAGGUCCUCCAUGCACUUAGAGUAA
This is a messenger RNA of Candidula unifasciata, 3247 nucleotides long. The record is from the annotation of a GenBank genome assembly. NCBI's taxonomy places the organism in Eukaryota, Metazoa, Mollusca, Gastropoda, Stylommatophora, Geomitridae.